UACCUGUUCUGGCUUCUCACGUCUCCUCUUCUUCAUCCCCGAGCUCGCCGGCCGAUUUGGGUUGCGGGGGUUCUCGAUCUCUUGCUCAUUUCGGUAAGAAAUUAUAGUAUCUUGUUUAAUGAGGAGAUUUUGUAGUAGGGUUAGGAGAUGACGAUUGAAUCGAUGUCGGGGUGUUCCGUCAUGUUUAGUCCGCCAACGAAGAGGAAUAUUAGCUACUUCGGCAAUCGUUAUGUGCUCAGCCUGGCAGCUACUUCCGGCAUCGGCGGCCUUCUCUUCGGCUAUGAUACUGGAGUUAUAUCUGGGGCUCUCCUCUAUAUCAAGGACGAAUUUAAGGAGGUUAAUGACAGCAGUUUCUUACAGGAAACAAUUGUAAGUGUGGCAUUGUUUGGAGCGAUGAUUGGUUCUGCAGCUGGUGGGUGGAUCAAUGAUGUUUAUGGGAGAAAGAGAGCCACCCUUCUUGCGGAUGUCAUGUUUAUAAUUGGUUCUCUGGUUAUGUGUCUUGCCCCGUUUCCUUCUAUCCUCAUAGUUGGGAGGCUUCUUGUUGGCCUUGGUGUUGGAGUUGCUUCCGUAACUUCGCCGCUUUAUAUUGCGGAAGCAUCUCCUUCGGAAAUUAGAGGAGGAUUAGUGAGCACAAAUGUACUUAUGAUUACCGGCGGGCAAUUUCUAUCAUAUGUUGUAAACCUUGCUUUCACUGAGGUUGAUGGUACGUGGCGUUGGAUGCUUGGUGUUGCUGCCGUGCCUGCUAUUCUCCAGUUCUGUUUGAUGCUUUGUUUGCCCGAGUCGCCUCGGUGGCUUUACUCGAAGAAGGAGAAGGUUCAGGCUAUUUCUGUGCUUUCGAAAAUCUAUGAUUCUGAUCGUUUGGAGGAGGAGAUAGAUUUGCUUGCCAGUGCUUCGACUGAAGAUCUGUGCUCCAAUCAGACUGUUAGCUACUUCGAUGUUUUUAGAUCCAAGGAAAUGAGGCAUGCAUUUUUGGCAGGAGCUGGUCUUCAGGCAUUUCAGCAAUUCACAGGAAUCAACACAGUAAUGUACUACAGUCCCACCAUCGUACAAAUGGCAGGCUUCUCCUCCAACCAGCUCGCCCUACUGCUCUCCCUCAUCAUUGCGGCCAUGAAUGCCGCCGGCACCAUCAUCGGAAUCCACCUGAUCGAUCGCUGCGGCCGACGCCGGUUAGCUCUGACCAGCCUCGUGGGCGUCUUCAUCUCCCUUCUCAUGAUCGCAGGAGCGUUCUUUCUCCAGUCAUCCGGCGUGAGAAGCUCGCUCCAUGGUUGCUGUGGAGCGAGUCAGGGAUGGCUUGCGGUGCUCGGUCUGGCUCUGUACAUCGUCUUCUUCGCGCCCGGCAUGGGUCCGGUUCCAUGGGCGGUGAACUCGGAGAUCUACCCGGAGGCGUAUCGGGGAGUUUGCGGAGGAAUGUCGGCAACUGUGAACUGGAUAUCGAAUCUGAUCGUCGCGCAGUUCUUCCUGUCGGUGGUGUCGCUCGUGGGAACAGGCGGGACUUUCCUGAUUAUUGCUGGGAUUGCAGUGAUGGCAUUUGUGUUUGUGUACGAGGUUGUACCGGAGACGAAAGGUUUGACAUUUGAGGAGGUGGAGAGGUUGUGGAAGGAGAAGGGAUGGGGUGAUGGUGGAGGUAGCAGCCAGCAGCCUCUGCUUCUUGGUGUGGCCUGAACAUGGACAAGCUAUUACUGGGGAGCAUUUACAUACACACCACACAAUUCUUUUGUAUUUAUAUGUUUGGCACGUAAACAUUCAUAUUGAGAGAUAUUGGUGAGUUUUAAGUCCCCUCAGGUCACGGAUUCGAGCCCGCCUCAGUAGAUCACUCUUGUAGCGCAGGAUCGAGUGGUUAGGCACAUCAGGGUGGCUGACGGCUCAUAAUAAAAAAAACAAUGAACAUGAUGAAUUAUAAAGCUUGAUCGGAUCGGGUGUUUACCCGUGGAAUCGCGGAGUUGUCUGCAAUCAGGGGAGACCUUCUGCACAGGAUGCAAUCCAGAAUCAAUUCUAGUAUUUAUUUUUAUGAUUUUGUAUUUUCUAAUUAGAUUAUUUUUUAUUAGGAGAGUUUUAUAAAUGUUAUGCUUUGGCUUUUUUUAGUUUUGAUGUUUUUUUUGAAAAUGAGAGAUUUUUCUAUGUUUUGUGCUCUUUGGAAUAUUGUAUCAUUUUCUUUUUGGAA
Messenger RNA from Phalaenopsis equestris, 2161 nucleotides. Its product is annotated as inositol transporter 1. Gene Ontology annotation, cellular component: membrane. NCBI's taxonomy places the organism in Eukaryota, Viridiplantae, Streptophyta, Magnoliopsida, Asparagales, Orchidaceae. The transcript is spliced from 6 exons. Gene Ontology annotation, molecular function: myo-inositol:proton symporter activity. Gene Ontology annotation, biological process: transmembrane transport. Bases 148 to 1662 code for a protein of 504 amino acids. The record is from RefSeq and is a predicted model, not a curated record.